Messenger RNA from Perognathus longimembris pacificus (Pacific pocket mouse), 8678 nucleotides. It is a transcript of the gene Ncor2, whose product is annotated as nuclear receptor corepressor 2. NCBI's taxonomy places the organism in Eukaryota, Metazoa, Chordata, Mammalia, Rodentia, Heteromyidae. Gene Ontology annotation, biological process: negative regulation of transcription by RNA polymerase II. Gene Ontology annotation, molecular function: transcription corepressor activity. The record is from RefSeq and is a predicted model, not a curated record.
UGCACUCCGUCCGCGCCCUGCGCCCCGCCGCGCCCCGCCGCGAGCCCCAAGUUGCGGGCCGGGGACCCCGGGCCGGCGCCCCUCGCCUAGCGGGCGGCGGCGGAGACCGCGUCCGCCCCAGGCCGGGCCCGCCGUGACCCCGGCCCCGCCGAUCGGCCCCGCCGCCGGCCGGACGCCCCGCGGCCCCCGCGCGCCCCGAGCCGCCGUCCGCGAGGUCUCCCCAGGGCUCUGAGGACACAGCCUUGCUGGCGGCAGCUUCCGGGGCUGGGAACGGAGCAGCGGGUGAGCAGGUGACAGAACUGGCCUCUGGUCCUUUGUGGAGAGUAUUUGAUCAGGUUCCAAGCCCCUUCUGGCGCCCCCCCUGCCCACCAUGUCAGGAUCCACACAGCCAGUGGCCCAGACGUGGAGGGCCGCGGAGACCCGCUAUCCACCCCACGGCAUCUACCCAGUGCAGAUCGCCCGGCCACACACGGAUGUGGGGCUGCUGGAGUACCAGCACCACCCCCGGGACUACACCUCUCACCUGUCUCCUGGCUCCAUCAUCCAGCCUCAGCGGAGGAGGCCCUCGCUGCUAUCUGAGUUCCAGCCGGGAAAUGAACGGUCCCAGGAGCUGCACCUGCGGCCCGAGUCACACUCGUACCUGCCCGAGCUGGGCAAGUCGGACACGGAGUUCAUGGAGAGCAAGCGGCCGCGCCUGGAGCUGCUUCCUGAUCCCCUGCUGCGGCCAUCACCCCUGCUGGCUACCGGCCAGCCUGGUGGCUCCGAGGACCUCGCCAAGGACCGCAGCCUGACCGGCAAGUUGGAGCCUGUGUCCCCGCCCAGUCCCCCCCCCACCGACCCCGACCUGGAGCUGGCGCCCCCCAGGCUGUCCAAGGAGGAGCUGAUCCAGAGCAUGGACCGGGUGGACCGUGAGAUCACCAUGGUGGAGCAGCAGAUCUCCAAGCUGAAGAAGAAGCAGCAACAGCUGGAGGAGGAGGCUGCCAAGCCGCCCGAACCUGAGAGGCCCGUGUCACCGCCGCCCAUCGAGUCCAAGCACCGCAGCCUGGUGCAGAUCAUCUACGACGAGAACCGGAAGAAGGCCGAGGCUGCCCAUCGGAUCCUGGAGGGCCUGGGACCCCAGGUGGAGCUGCCCUUGUACAACCAGCCCUCAGAUACCCGGCAGUACCAUGAGAACAUCAAAAUAAACCAGGCGAUGCGGAAGAAGCUGAUCCUGUACUUCAAACGGAGGAACCACGCCCGCAAGCAAUGGGAGCAGAAGUUUUGCCAGCGCUAUGACCAGCUCAUGGAGGCCUGGGAGAAGAAGGUGGAGCGCAUUGAGAACAACCCCCGGCGGCGUGCUAAGGAGAGCAAGGUGCGGGAGUACUACGAGAAGCAGUUCCCAGAGAUCCGCAAGCAGCGGGAGCUGCAGGAGCGCAUGCAGAGCCGGGUGGGGCAGCGGGGCAGCGGGCUCUCCAUGUCGGCCGCCCGCAGUGAGCACGAGGUGUCUGAAAUCAUUGACGGCCUCUCGGAGCAGGAGAACCUGGAGAAGCAGAUGCGCCAGCUGGCUGUGAUCCCACCGAUGCUGUAUGACGCGGACCAGCAGCGGAUCAAGUUCAUCAACAUGAACGGGCUCAUGGACGACCCCAUGAAGGUCUACAAAGACCGCCAAGUCAUGAACAUGUGGAGUGAGCAGGAGAAGGAGACCUUCCGGGAGAAGUUCACACAGCAUCCCAAGAACUUUGGCCUCAUCGCCUCGUUUCUGGAGAGGAAGACAGUGGCCGAGUGCGUCCUCUACUACUAUCUGACCAAGAAAAAUGAGAACUACAAGAGUCUGGUGAGACGAAGCUACCGGCGCCGUGGCAAGAGCCAGCAACAGCAGCAGCAGCAACAGCAGCAGCAGCAGCAGCAGCAACAGCAGCAAAUGGCCAGGACCAGCCAGGAAGAGGAGAAGGAGAAGGAAAAGGAGGCUGAGAAGGAGGAAGAGAAGCCUGAGGUAGACGGCAACGACAAGGAAGAGCUCAGCAAGGAGAAGACAGAUGACACCUCUGGGGAGGACAAUGAUGAGAAGGAGGCCUCCGUGGCUGCCAAGGGCCGCAAAACAGCCAACAGCCAGGGUCGGCGCAAGGGCCGCAUCACCCGCUCGAUGGCCAAUGAGGCCAACCACGAGGAAGCCGCCACCCCGCAGCAGAGCUCCGAGCUGGCCUCCAUUGAGAUGAAUGAGAGCUCUCGCUGGACAGAGGAAGAGAUGGAGACAGCCAAGAAAGGCCUCCUGGAACAUGGCCGGAACUGGUCGGCCAUCGCACGUAUGGUGGGCUCCAAGACCGUUUCCCAGUGUAAGAACUUCUAUUUCAACUACAAGAAGCGGCAGAACCUGGACGGGAUUCUGCAGCAGCACCGGCUGAAGAUGGAGAAGGAGCGGAACGCACGCCGCAAGAAGAAGAAGACCCCAGCCGCGGCCAGCGAGGAGGCUCCCUUCCCGCCUGCCGCCGAAGACGAAGAGAUGGAGGCAUCGGGCGCCAGCGGGAAUGAGGAGGAGAUGGCCGAGGAGGCAGAAGCCUUGCAGGCCUCUGGGAGUGAGGCACCCCGAGGGGAAUGCAGUGGCACAGCCACGGUCAACCACAGCUCGGACACCGAGAGCGUCCCCUCCCCGCACACUGAGGCCCCCAAGGAUGUGGGGCAGAGUGGACCCAAGCCCCCGAGUGCCGACGGGGCCCCCACCACCGAGCUGCCUGCCCCACCCUCAGAGGACACUGCCCCCGCAGAGCCAGCCCUGCCCCCCGAGGCCGGUGGCCCCUCCACGGCCCCCGCAGCACCAUCACCGGCGGCCCUGGCCGCACCCGUGGCGCCCAAGGAGGAGGGGGUAGAGGCCACCCGGGCCUCCCUGGUGGACGAGGCUGACGACCGGAAGCCUCCUGCAGCCGAGGAGCUUGCACUAGACAUGGGGAAGGUGGAGGAUCCCGGGGCCACCGAGGGGCCCGGCAGGAGCAUCAAGAGCGAGUGCAAAGAGGAGGCGGAAGUGGAGGAGGCCCAGACGGAGGAGACCGAAGUGCAGGCGGCCCAGGGCUCCGGCCCGGACCAGAGUGGAGGCCCCGAGGACCCUGAGCCCCGCCCGGAGGGGCCACUGAAAGUGGAGAAGAAGGAAUCAGGGGGCAGCAAGGCUGCCUCAACCAAGGGCUUGGGUGCCCCCCAGGACAGUGACUCCAGUGCUACCUGCAGUGCGGACGAGGUGGACGAGCCUGAGGGAGGUGACAAGAGCAGGCUGCUAUCCCCAAGACCCAGCCUCCUCACACCAACAGGAGACCCCAGGGCCAUUGCGUCACCCCAGAAGCCACUGGACCUGAAGCAACUGAAACAGCGUGCAGCCGCCAUCCCCCCGAUUGUCAGCAAGGCCCACGAGUCCUCCCGGGAGGAUGCAGGCCCCCCGAAGCUGGCCCCGCCCGCCCCACCGCCCCUGCAGCCGGAGAGCGACGCACCCCUGCCAGCCAGCAGCAGCCCGCACGGCAGGAGCAGGAGCCCUGCUCCCCCCGCCGACAAGGAGGCAGAGAAGCCUACGUUCUUCCCGGCCUUCUCCACUGAGGGCCCAAAGCUGCCUGCCGAGCCCCCGCGCUGGACAUCAGGCCUGCCUUUCCCUGUGCCCGCUCGCGAGGUGAUCAGAGCCUCCCCGCACGCUGCAGACCCCUCGGCCUUCUCCUAUGCGCCUCCUGGUCACUCGCUGCCCCUGGGCCUCCCUGAUGGUGCCCGGCCUGUGCUUCCACGCGCCCCGGCUAUUUCCAACCCACCACCCCUCAUCUCCUCUACCAAGCACGCCAGCAUUCUUGAGAGGCAGAUGGGUACCAUCUCCCAGGGAAUGUCGGUCCAGCUCCACGUCCCGUACUCAGAGCACGCCAAGGCCCCAGCGGGCCCCGUCACCAUGGGGCUGCCUGUCACCAUGGACCCCAAGAAGUUGGCACCCUUCAGCAGUGUGAAGCAGGAGCAGCUGUCCCCACGAGGCCAGGCCGGCCCCCCUGAAAGUCUUGGGGUGCCCACAGCUCAGGAGACAUCUGUGCUGAGAGGGACAGCUCUGGGCUCAGCUUCUGGCGGGAGCAUCAGCAAAGGCCUCCCCGGGCCACGGGCGCCCGCAGACAGCCCCAGUUCCUACCGCGGCUCCAUUACCCACGGCACCCCAGCCGAUGUCCUGUACAAAGGCACCAUCACAAGGAUCAUUGGCGAGGACAGCCCAAGUCGCCUGGACCGUGCCCGCGAGGACACCCAGCUCAAGGGCCACGUCAUCUACGAGGGCAAGAAGGGCCACGUCCUGUCGUACGAGGGUGGCCUAUCUGGGGCCCAGUGCUCCAAGGAGGAGGGCAGGAGCAGCUCAAACCCACCCCAUGAGGCUGGCGCCCCCAAACGCACCUAUGACAUGAUGGAAGGGCGGGUCGGCCGGACCAUCUCCUCAGCCAGCAUCGAGGGACUCAUGGGCCGCACCCUCCCCUCCGAGCGGCACAGCCCACACCAUCUCAAGGAACAGCACCACAUCCGCGGCUCCAUCACGCAAGGGACCCCGCGGUCAUAUGUGGAGGCGCAAGAGGAUUACCUGCGACGCGAGGCCAAGCUCCUGAAGCGCGAGGGCACGCCGCCCCCGCGGGACCUGCCCGAGUCCUACAAGCCCCUGGGCCCCCUGAAGCUGAAGCCUACCCACGAGGGCCUCGUGGCCACGGUGAAGGAGGCGGGCCGCUCCAUCCACGAGAUCCCACGCGAGGAGCUGCGGCGCACGCCCGACCUGCCCCUGGCACCGCGGCCACUGAAGGAGGGCUCCAUCACGCAGGGCACUCCACUCAAGUACGACACCAGUGCAUCUGCGGCGGGCUCCAAGAAACACGACGUGCGCUCCAUCAUCGGCAGCCCCGGCCGCACCUUCCCGCCCGUGCACACGCUUGACGUGAUGGCCGAUGCACGGGCGCUGGAGCGUGCCUGCUUCGAGGAGAGCCUCAAGAGCCGGCCGGGGGCCCCUGCCAGCACCGGGGGCUCCCUCGCUCGCGGGGCACCCGUCGUGGUGCCUGAGCUGGGCAAGCCACGCCAGAGCCCACUGACCUACGAGGACCACGCCACGCCCUUCGCCAGCCACCUGCCACGCGGCUCACCCGUGACCACGAGGGAGCCCACGCCUCGCCUGCAGGAGGGCAGCCUCUUGUCCAGCAAGGCGGCCACGGACCGGAAGCUGGCGUCAACGCCUCGCGAGCUAGCCAAGUCUCCACACAGCUCGGUGCCUGAGCACCACCCCCACCCCAUCUCCCCGUACGAGCACCUGCUCCGUGGCGUGGACCUGUACCGCAGCCACCUCCCCCUGGCCUUCGACCCCACUUCCAUCCCACGUGGGAUCCCUCUGGAUGCAGCUGCCGCCUAUUACCUGCCCCGGCACCUGGCCCCCAGCCCCACGUACCCCCACCUGUACCCACCGUACCUCAUCCGUGGCUACCCCGACACUGCGGCGCUUGAGAACCGCCAGACCAUCAUCAAUGACUACAUCACCUCCCAGCAAAUGCAUCACAACGCAGCCUCCGCCAUGGCCCAGAGGGCCGACGCGCUGCGUGGCCUGUCACCCCGCGAGUCCUCCCUGGCUCUCAACUACGCCACGGGCCCACGAGGUAUCAUCGACCUGUCCCAAGUGCCACACCUGCCUGUGCUGGUGCCCCCACCGGGCACCCCUGCCACCGCCAUAGACCGCCUCGCCUACCUCCCCACAGCACCCCAGCCCUUCAGCAGCCGCCACAGCAGCUCCCCGCUCUCCCCAGGAGGCCCCACCCACCUGGCCAAGUCCACAACCUCGUCCUCCACCGAGCGGGAGCGGGAGAAGUCCAUCCUCACGUCCAGCACCACCGUGGAGCACGCGCCCAUCUGGAGGCCUGGUACUGAGCAGAGCACUGGCGGCGGCAGCCGGCCUGCUGCCCAUGCUCACCAGCACUCGCCCAUCUCCCCGCGGACGCAGGACGCCCUGCAGCAGAGGCCCAGUGUGCUGCACAACACCAGCAUGAAGGGCAUCAUCACGUCCGUGGAGCCCAGCACGCCCACGGUCCUGAGGUCCACCUCCACCUCCUCACCUGUGCGCCCAGCUGCCACCUUCCCCCCUGCCACCCACUGCCCUCUGGGGAGUGCCCUGGAUGGGGUGUACCCCACCCUCAUGGAGCCCGUCUUGAUAUCCAAGGAUGCCCCUCGGGCGGCACGGCCCGAGCGGCCACGCACGGACACUGGCCAUGCCUUCCUUCCCAAGCCCCCAGCCCGGGAGCCCGCUGCCUCACCCAACAAGAGCUCCGAGCCCCGGCCCCUAGCCAUCGCCCGCACCCCAGCGAAGAGCCUUGCACCCCACCACGCCAGCCCGGACCCUCCGGCACCCACCUCGGCCUCAGAGACUCACCGGGAAAAGAUUCAAAGUAAACCCUUUUCCAUCCAGGAACUGGAGCUCCGUUCUCUGGGUUACCAUGGUGGCAGCUACAGCCCUGAUGGAGUGGAGCCGGUCAGCCCUGUGAGCUCCCCCAGCCUGACCCAUGACAAGGGGGUCCCCAGACACCUGGAGGAGCUGGAUAAGAGCCACUUGGAGGGGGAGCUGCGGCACAGGCAGCCAGGUCCUGGGAAGCUGGGCGGGGAGGCCCUCCACCUGCCCCAUCUGCGGCCACUGCCCGAGAGCCAUGCGUCCUCCAGCCCGCUGCUCCAGGCCGCCCCGGGGGUCAAAGGUCACCAGCGGGUGGUCACCCUGGCCCAGCACAUCAACGAGGUGAUCACACAGGAUUACACGCGGCACCACCCCCAGCAGCUCGGCGCCCCCCUCCCUGCCCCGCUCUACUCCUUCCCUGGAGCCAGCUGCCCCGUGCUGGACCUCCGCCGCCCACCCAGCGACCUCUACCUCCCACCCCCUGAGCACAGCACCCCGGUCCGCGGCUCCCCCCACAGCGAGGGGGGAAAGAGGUCUCCAGAGCCAAGCAAGACGUUGGUCCUCGGCAGCAGCGAGGAUGGCAUUGAGCCCGUGUCUCCGCCAGAGGGCAUGGCAGAACCAGGGCAUCCCCGGAGCUCCAUGUACCCACUGCUGUACCGGGAUGGGGAGCCGGCGGAGCCCAGGAUGGGCUCCAAGUCUCCAGGCAGUACCAGCCAGCCGCCCGCCUUCUUCAGCAAGCUGACAGAGAGCAACUCAGCCAUGGUCAAGUCCAAGAAGCAAGAGAUCAACAAGAAGCUCCACACUCACAACCGGAAUGAGCCGGAGUACAAUAUUGGCCAGCCUGGGACGGAGAUCUUCAAUAUGCCUGCCAUCACUGGAGCAGGCCUUAUGACCUGUAGAAGCCAGGCGGUGCAGGAGCAUGCGGGCACCAGCAUGGGGCUGGAAGCCAUUAUUAGAAAGGCGCUCAUGGGUAAAUACGAGCAGUGGGAGGAGCCCCCGCCGCUGGGCACCAAUGCUUUUAACCCUCUCAAUGCCAGUGCCAGCCUGCCCGCUGCCGCUCUGCCCGUAACCGCUGCUGACGGACGGAGCGACCACAGGCUCACCUCGCCAGGUGGUGGUGGGAAGGCCAAAGCCUCCGGCAGACCCAGCAGCCGCAAAGCCAAGUCCCCAGCCCCAGGCGUGGCCUCCGGAGACCGGCCGCCCUCCGUCUCCUCCGUGCACUCAGAGGGCGACUGCAACCGCCGGACGCCACUCACCAACCGCGUGUGGGAGGACCGGCCGUCGUCCGCAGGUUCCACGCCCUUCCCGUACAACCCCCUGAUCAUGCGGCUGCAGGCGGGCGUCAUGGCCUCCCCGCCUCCACCGGGCCUCCCCACCGGCCCCCACCACGCCUGGGACGGGGAGCCCAAGCCCCUGCUGUGCUCUCAGUAUGAGACGCUGUCCGACAGUGAGUGACUUACGGUGACUUCCGUGCGGUGCUGGCGGCGUGGGGCUGGCGCAGGGCCCGGCGCGUGCCGUGGAGCAGCCCGGGAGUUGGCCUGCGUGUCCGUCCACUGCCCGCCAUCCGUCCACCGCUGGCUCCUGCCUGUCUUAAGCCUUAACUAAGCCCCGCCCCGGGCUGGCCCUGCACAGUGACUUCACUCAGGAGAUGUUCGCCUGGUGCUCGGGACGGGAGGGAGGGGAGGCGACAGGCCGGGGACCCAAACCAGGACGACCACGCACCUCCAUGCCACCGCCCUCCCCUCGCAUUUGGAACCAAAGUCUAAGCCCAGCUCUCGGCCCUGCCCCCUCUCGCUGUCCCCCAUCCCACUUCUGCUGGACAGGCAGAUGUAGGCCCUCCCCCCUCCCCCCCAGCGCUCCCAUCCACAGACCCCACAGGCCGGCGCCGCUGCAGGAGGCCAAGGCAGACCAGGCUGGAGGGCCGCGGGCUGGGUGCAGCCCAGCACAGGGCAGCUGGAGGAGUGGGGCUGUCCGCGCUCGGGCGCGGUGCGGGAGGGAGGCGGUGUAAAUGAUGCAUUGGUUUACAGGGUAUAUUUUUGAUACCUUCAGUGAAUGAAUUCAGAUGUUUUCCACAAGGAAGGACUUACCCAGUAUUACUGCUGUGCUUUUUGGCCUCUGCGUGCCCUUACAGAGGCCCCCAGGGCCCCCAGGACUGAGGCCCGGGAACCAGGCGUCCUUUCCUCCUUUCCUGGGCGGGAUGAAUUGGAUGCGUGAUUGUGGCCACCACCGUGCAGCGUGGUGGGGUCUUGUCAUUCACACACAUUGUUCUGAUUAAAAACGGAAUCAUACUCUA